Molecule: messenger RNA, 12553 nt
Organism: Microcebus murinus (gray mouse lemur)
Lineage: Eukaryota; Metazoa; Chordata; Mammalia; Primates; Cheirogaleidae
Gene: BPTF
Product: bromodomain PHD finger transcription factor
Biological process (GO): regulation of transcription by RNA polymerase II
Cellular component (GO): NURF complex
Molecular function (GO): RNA polymerase II cis-regulatory region sequence-specific DNA binding
Source: RefSeq, a predicted model, not a curated record
GGAAGAAACAAGAUGGCGGCUGAAGGCGAUCCGGAGUGGGGCCCCAGCAAUUCGGAUUGAGCCUUCUCCCUCCACCCGCUUCCGCCGGCCGGGCCCCUCCCGCCCGGCCCCGCGGGCCUCCCCACCCGGCCCCGGCGCCCCCCACCGCCCCCCUGCGCCCGCCCCUCCCCCCUCCGCUUUCCCUUCUCCCCCCGCCUCGGCUCCAACAUGAGGGGCCGGCGGGGCAGGCCGCCCAAGCAGCCCGCAGCUCCCGCUGCGGAGCGCUGCGCCCCAGCCCCGCCGCCGCCGCCGCCGCCGCCGCCGCCCACGUCCGGACCCAUCGGGGGGCUGCGCUCGCGGCACCGCGGCAGCAGCCGGGGCAGGUGGGCCGCCGCCCAGGCUGAGGUGGCGCCCAAGACGCGGCUGAGCUCGCCCAGGGGGGGCAGCAGUAGCCGGAGGAAGCCGCCGCCGCCGCCGCCGCCGGCCCCCCCCAGCACCAGCGCCCCGGGCCGGGGGGGGCGAGGAGGCGGGGGCGGCAGGACGGGGGGCGGGGGCGGCGGCGGCCACCUGGCCCGGACCACCCCGGCCCGCAGGGCCGUCAACAAAGUGGUGUACGAUGACCACGAGAGCGAGGAGGAGGAGGAAGAGGAGGACAUGGUCUCCGAGGAGGAGGAGGAAGAGGACGACGGCGACGCUGAGGAGACCCAGGAUUCUGAGGACGACGAGGAAGAUGAGAUGGAGGAGGACGACGAUGAUUCCGAUUAUCCGGAGGAGAUGGAAGACGACGAUGACGACGCCAGUUACUGCACGGAAAGCAGCUUCAGGAGCCAUAGCACCUACAGCAGCACUCCAGGUAGGCGAAAACCAAGAGUACAUCGACCUCGUUCUCCAAUCUUGGAAGAAAAAGACAUCCCACCCCUUGAAUUUCCCAAGUCCUCUGAGGAUUUAAUGGUGCCUAAUGAGCAUAUAAUGAAUGUCAUUGCCAUUUAUGAGGUACUGCGGAACUUUGGCACUGUUUUAAGAUUGUCCCCUUUUCGCUUUGAGGACUUCUGUGCAGCUCUGGUGAGCCAAGAGCAGUGCACGCUCAUGGCAGAGAUGCACGUUGUGCUUUUGAAAGCAGUUCUGCGUGAAGAAGACACUUCUAAUACUACCUUUGGACCUGCUGAUUUGAAAGAUAGUGUAAAUUCUACGCUGUACUUCAUAGAUGGGAUGACGUGGCCAGAGGUGCUGCGGGUGUACUGUGAGAGUGACAAGGAGUACCAUCAUGUUCUUCCUUACCAAGAAGCAGAGGACUAUCCAUAUGGACCAGUAGAGAACAAGAUCAAAGUUCUGCAGUUUUUAGUGGAUCAGUUUCUUACAACAAAUAUUGCUCGUGAGGAAUUGAUGUCUGAAGGGGUGAUACAGUAUGACGACCAUUGUAGGGUUUGUCACAAACUUGGGGAUUUGCUUUGUUGUGAAACGUGUUCAGCAGUAUAUCAUUUGGAAUGUGUGAAGCCACCUCUUGAGGAGGUGCCAGAGGACGAAUGGCAGUGUGAAGUCUGUGUAGCACACAAGGUGCCUGGUGUGACUGACUGUGUUGCUGAAAUCCAAAAAAAUAAACCAUAUAUCCGACAUGAACCUAUUGGGUAUGACAGAAGUCGGAGGAAAUACUGGUUCUUAAACCGAAGACUCAUAAUAGAAGAAGAUACAGAAAAUGAAAAUGAAAAGAAAAUUUGGUACUACAGCACAAAGGUCCAGCUUGCAGAAUUAAUUGAUUGUCUAGACAAAGAUUAUUGGGAAGCAGAACUUUGCAAAACUCUAGAAGAAAUGCGUGAAGAAAUCCACCGGCACAUGGACAUAACUGAAGACCUGACCAAUAAGGCUCGAGGCAGUAACAAAUCCUUUCUGGCGGCAGCUAAUGAAGAAAUUUUGGAAUCCAUAAGAGUCAAAAAGGGAGACAUUGAUACUGUUAAAAGCCCAGAAGAAAUAGAAAAAGAAAAGAAUGAGAAUAAUGACUCUAAAGAUGCCGAGAAAAGCGGAGAGGAGUUUGAAGACCAGUCCCUUGAAAAAGACAAUGACGACAAAACACCAGACGAUGAUCCUGAGCAAGGAAAAUCUGAGGAGCCAACAGAAGUUGGGGAUAAAGGUAACUCUGUGUCAGCAAAUCUUGGCGACAACACAGCAAAUGCUGCUUCAGAAGAGACUAGUCCCUCUGAAGGGAGGAGCCCCGUGGGGUGUCUCUCAGAAACCCAUGAUAGCAGCAACAUGGCAGAGAAGACGGUGGCAUCUGAGCUCCCCCAGGAUGUGCCAGAAGAACCUAACAAGACAUGUGACAACAGUAACACUAGUGCUACCACUACCUCUAUCCAGCCUAAUCUGGAAAACAGUAACAGCAGCAGUGAACUAAAUUCUUCCCAGAGUGAAUCUGCUAAGGCAGCUGAUGAUCCUGAAAAUGGAGAAAGAGAAUCCCAUACACCUGUCUCUAUUCAAGAAGAGAUAGGUGAGUUCAAAUCAGAGAAGUCUAAUGAGGAGAUGAGUGAGUCUCCUGGAGCGGGAAGAGGAGCUUCUGGCUCAACCCGAAUUAUCACCAGAUUGCGGAAUCCAGACAGCAAACUUAGUCAGCUGAAGAGCCAGCAGGUGGCAGCUGCAGCCCAUGAAGCAAAUAAAUUAUUUAAAGAGGGCAAAGAGGUACUGGUAGUUAACUCUCAAGGAGAAAUUUCACGGUUGAGCACGAAAAAGGAAGUGGUCAUGAAAGGAAAUAUCAACAAUUAUUUUAAAUUGGGUCAAGAAGGGAAGUAUCGCGUCUACCACAAUCAAUACUCUACCAAUUCAUUUGCUUUGAAUAAGCACCAGCACAGAGAAGAUCAUGAUAAGAGAAGGCAUCUUGCACAUAAAUUCUGUUUGACUCCAGCAGGAGAGUUCAAAUGGAAUGGUUCUGUCCAUGGGUCCAAAGUUCUUACCAUAUCCACUCUGAGACUGACUAUCACCCAGCUAGAAAACAACAUCCCUUCAUCCUUUCUUCAUCCCAAUUGGGCUUCACACAGGGCGAAUUGGAUCAAGGCAGUUCAAAUGUGUAGUAAACCAAGAGAAUUUGCAUUGGCUUUAGCUAUUUUGGAGUGUGCAGUAAAACCCGUUGUGAUGCUACCAAUAUGGCGAGAAUCUUUAGGGCAUACCAGGCUACACAGGAUGACAUCAAUUGAAAGGGAAGAAAAGGAGAAAGUCAAAAAAAAAGAGAAAAAACAGGAAGAAGAAGAAACAAUGCAGCAAGCUACGUGGGUAAAAUACACAUUUCCAGUUAAACAUCAGGUUUGGAAACAAAAAGGAGAGGAGUACAGAGUGACAGGAUAUGGUGGUUGGAGCUGGAUUAGUAAAACUCAUGUCUAUAGGUUUGUUCCUAAAUUGCCAGGCAAUACUAAUGUGAAUUACAGAAGAUCAAUAGAAGGAACCAAAAAUAAUAUGGAUGAAAAUAUGGAUGAAUCAGAUAAAAGAAAAAGUCCACAAAGCCCCCCCAAAAUAAAAACAGAGCCUGAUUCUGAGAAAGAUGAGGUAAAAGAUUCAGAUGCUACAAAAGGGGCAGACCAAAGUGAAAUGGAUAUCUCAAAGAUUACUGAGAAGAAGGACCCAGAUGUAAAAGAACUUUUAGAUUCCGACAAUGAUAAAUCUUUGAAGGAAGAACCAAUGGAAAUAGAUGAUGAUGUGAAAACAGAGUCACAUAUAAAUUGUCAGGAAAGUUCUCAAGUAGAUGUAGUCAAUGUCAGUGAGGGGUUUCACCUAAGGACUAGUUAUAAAAAGAAAACAAAAUCAUCCAAACUAGAUGGACUUCUUGAAAGGAGAAUUAAACAGUUUACACUGGAAGAAAAACAGCGCCUUGAAAAAAUGAAGUUGGAGGGUGGAAUGAAGGGCAUGGGAAAGACUUCUGCAGGUUCUCUGAAAAGUCUCACUGAGUCACCAGUAACAACAAAAGCAAAAGAAGGGUGUCAAAGUGACUUACUUAAACAAGAACAAAGCCCUAGUGCAAGUAAUGAUAAAUCUGAGGACUCAAUUCAGGGAUGUUCACAAAGUGAUUCCUCAGUUCUUGGACUCAGUGGUCCUAGUCAUACCACAAACAAACUUUAUCCAAAAGAUCAAGUGUUAGAUGAUGUCACCAUUCAAAGCCCAGAGACAAACUGUCAGAAACAAAAUUCUGUUGAAAAUGAUAUAGAAGAGAAUCCCUCUGAACCUGCCAGUAAAGGCCAGGAACCCAAUAAGAUUAAAACAAAAGGAAAUGAUUUUUUUAUUGAUGACUCUAAACUAGCCAGUGCAGACGAUAUUGGUACUUUGAUCUAUAAGAACAAAAAACCACUCGUACAGGAGGAUGAUGACACCAUUCUUUCUUCUUCUAAGAGUACUUUACUUUCAUCAGUAUCUAACAGUGCCAGUGACAGAGAUGCCCCAUCUCUUUCGAAGGCAACGGACUUUGAAGGAAAAUUGGGAUGUGACUCUGAAUAUAAUAGCACUUUGGAAAAUAGUUCUGAUACUAUGUCUAUUCAAGAUAGCAGUGAAGAAGAUAUGAUUGUUCAGAAUAGCAAUGAAAGUAUUUCUGAGAAAUUCAUUACUCAAGAAGAAGGUAUUGAAGGCUUGGAGCCAUUGAAGUAUGAGUUUAUUUCUGCUAAGUCCACUGGAAACUGUGAUGACAGGCUGCAGGGUAAGGUAGCUGAAGCAAAUGGUAAAAAACCAAGUCAGCAGAAGUUAGAAGAGAAACCAAUUAAUAAAUGUAUUGAUCAAAUAAAUCUAAAAAAUAUCACUGACAAAAAGAAUAAUGAAAAUCGAGAGUCUGAAAAGAAAGGACAGAAAACAAGUACAUUUCAAAUAAAUGGAAAAGAUAAUAAACCCAAAGUAUAUUUGAAAGGUGAAUGCUUGAAGGAAAUCUCCGAGAGUAAAAUAGUAAGUGGUCAUGUUGAACCAAAGGUUAAUAAUAUAAAUAAAAUAAUCCCUGAAAAUGAUGUUAAGUCAUUGACUGUUAAAGAAUCUGCUGUAAAGCCAUUCAUUAAUGGUGAUGUCAUCAUGGAAGAUUUUAAUGAAAAAAAUAACUCGGAAACAAAAUCAUGUUUACUGAGUUCUUCAGAUGCUGAUGAAGGUGACUACCAAGAUAGCCUUGAGACCCUGCCAUCAACCAAAGAGCCUGACAGAACAAGGACUACCACACCUCCACCAUCUUGCCCAAAAAGCAAUUCAGUCAACCAGGUAGAAGAUAUGGAAAUUGAAACCUUAGAAGUUAAGAAAAGUACUCCAUCACCUAUUACUUCUGGAGAGGAAUCCAAUCUCAGUAAUGAUUUUAUUGAUGAAAAUAGUCUGCCCACCAACAAAGAUGAAAAUGUCAAUGGAGAAUCUAAAAGAAAAACAGUCAUCACAGAAGUCACCACAAUGACAUCCACGGUGGCCACAGAAUCAAAAACUGUGAUCAAGGUAGAAAAAGGCGAUAAGCAAACUGUGGUCUCCUCCACAGAAAAUUGUGCCAAAUCCACUGUCACAACCACCACCACAACGGUAACAAAGCUUUCCACGCCCUCCACAGGCAGCAGUGUGGACAUCAUCUCUGUUAAGGAACAGAGCAAAACUGUGGUCACCACGACAGUGACAGACUCCCUAACCACCACAGGAGGUACACUGGUAACAUCUAUGACUGUGAGCAAAGAGUAUUCCACAAGAGACAAAGUGAAACUGAUGAAAUUUUCAAGACCAAAGAAGGCUCGUUCAGGUACAGCUCUGCCAUCCUAUAGAAAGUUUAUUACCAAGAGCAGCAAGAAGAGCAUAUUUGUUUUGCCUAAUGAUGACUUAAAAAAGUUGGCCAGAAAAGGAGGAAUCCGAGAAGUCCCAUAUUUUAAUUACAAUGCAAAACCUGCUUUGGAUAUAUGGCCAUAUCCUUCUCCUAGACCAACCUUUGGUAUCACUUGGAGAUACAGACUUCAGACUGUGAAGUCCUUAGCCGGGGUGAGCCUGAUGUUACGGUUACUGUGGGCGAGUUUGAGGUGGGAUGACAUGGCAGCCAAGGCUCCUCCAGGAGCAGGGACUACACGGACAGAAACAUCUGAAACUGAAAUCACAACAACUGAAAUAAUUAAGAGGAGAGAUGUUGGUCCUUAUGGCAUUCGAUCUGAGUAUUGUAUCAGGAAAAUCAUUUGUCCCAUUGGAGUUCCAGAAGCACCAAAAGAAACACCUACACCUCAGAGGAAAGGCCUUCGAUCAAGUGCAUUGCGGCCAAAGAGACCAGAAACGCCCAAGCAAACUGGCCCUGUUAUUAUUGAAACCUGGGUAGCAGAAGAAGAGUUGGAACUAUGGGAGAUCAGGGCGUUUGCUGAGAGAGUGGAGAAAGAAAAGGCACAAGCAGUUGAGCAACAGGCUAAGAAACGAUUGGAGCAACAGAAGCCUACAGUGAUUUCAACUUCCACUACUUCCCCAACAAAUAGUACAACCAGUACCAUCUCUCCAGCACAGAAAGUUAUGGUGGCCCCCAUAAGUGGCUCUGUUACAACUGGAACCAAAAUGGUACUAACUACUAAAGUUGGAUCUCCAGCUACAGUAACAUUCCAGCAAAACAAGAACUUCCAUCAAACCUUUGCUACAUGGGUUAAGCAAGGCCAGUCAAAUUCAGCCACCAGCACAGCUGCCACAUCUGCUACAACCAUUGCCAGCACAGGUCAGACGUUCCAAAUUACAGGCAAUCCAGUCACUAUGGCAGGAAAAGUAAUUACCAAACUGCCACUUCCUGCAAACAGCAAGAUUGUCGCUGUAAAUGUGCCAGCAACACAAGGAGGUGUUGUUCAAGUACAGCAGAAAGUCCUGGGUAUCAUUCCAUCAAGUACAGGUACAAGUCAGCAAACCUUUACUUCAUUCCAGCCCAGGACAGCAACAGUCACAAUUAGGCCCAAUACCUCAGGCUCUGGAGGCACCACAAGCACUUCACAAGUAAUCACAGGGCCUCAGAUCCGCCCUGGUAUGACGGUGAUUAGAACACCACUCCAACAGUCAACACUAGGAAAGGCAAUUAUUCGAACACCUGUGAUGGUACAGCCAGGUACUCCACAGCAAGUGGUGACUCAGAUCAUCAGAGGGCAGCCUGUUUCCACUGCAAUCUCUGCCUCUAACACAGUUUCCUCAACACCUGGGCAGAAAAGCAUAACUUCAGCAGCAUCUACUGCAAACCUACAGUCGUCACCCUCACAGUCCCCUCGCCCCCAGCAAGGACAGGUGAAGCUUACCAUGGCACAACUCACUCAGUUAACACAAGGCCAUGGUGGCAAUCAAGGUUUGACAGUAGUAAUUCAAGGACAAGGUCAAACUACUGGACAGUUGCAGUUGAUACCUCAAGGGGUGACUAUACUCCCAGGCCCAGGACAGCAGCUAAUGCAAGCUGCAAUGCCCAAUGGUACCGUUCAGCGAUUCCUCUUUACUCCAUUGGCAACAACAGCCGCAACAGCCAGCAGCACCACCACCACUGUUUCCACUACAGCAGCAGGUACAGGUGAACAAAAACAGAGUAAAUUAUCACCCGUGACACAGGUGCAACAAGUCAAAGCGCUGCCAGCAGCUCAGUCAUCAAGUGCGAGUCCUCCAGAAGCCCAGCCACAGACCACUCAACCUCCAGCUCAGCCCCCGCCCCAAACCCAGCCCCAGUCCCCAGCUCAGCCUGAGGUUCACACUCAGCCUGAAGUUCAGACCCAAACAACUGUUUCAUCCCACGUCCCUUCUGAAGCACAACCCACCCAAGCACAGUCAUCCAAACCCCAAGUUGCAGCACAGUGCCAGCCUCAAAGUAAUGUCCAAGGACAGUCUCCUGUUCGCGUCCAAAGUCCACCACAGACUCGAAUACGUCCAUCAACUCCAUCCCAAGUGUCUCCUGGACAGCAAUCCCAGGUUCAGACUACAACCUCACAACCGAUUCCAAUUCAACCACAUACAUCUCUUCAGAUACCUUCCCAAGGCCAGCCACAAUCACAACCCCAGGUACAGUCUUCAACUCAAACUCUUUCAUCAGGACAAACGUUAAAUCAAGUUACUGUUUCAUCCCCAUCCUGUCCUCAGCUACAAAUACAGCAGCCACAGCCCCAAGUCAUUGCUGUGCCUCAGCUGCAACAACAAGUCCAGGUUCUCUCUCAGAUCCAGUCACAGGUUGUGGCUCAGAUACAGGCUCAGCAAGGUGGUGUGCCCCAGCAAAUCAAACUCCAGUUACCUAUUCAAAUUCAGCAAAGCAGUGCUGUGCAAACUCACCAGAUUCAGAAUGUGGUUACAGUGCAGGCAGCCAGUGUGCAAGAGCAGUUGCAAAGGGUUCAGCAACUCAGGGAUCAGCAGCAAAAGAAGAAACAGCACCAGAUAGAAAUUAAGCGUGAACACACCCUCCAAGCUUCUAAUCAAAGUGAAAUCAUUCAGAAACAGGUGGUGAUGAAGCAUAAUGCUGUAAUAGAACAUUUAAAACAGAAAAAGAGCAUGACUCCAGCUGAAAGAGAAGAAAAUCAAAGAAUGAUUGUCUGUAACCAGGUGAUGAAGUAUAUUUUGGAUAAGAUAGAUAAAGAAGAAAAACAGGCCGCAAAAAAACGGAAGCGGGAAGAGAGCGUGGAGCAGAAGCGUAGCAAGCAGAACGCCACCAAGCUCUCGGCUCUGCUCUUCAAGCACAAAGAGCAGCUCAGAGCUGAGAUCCUGAAGAAGCGGGCGCUACUGGACAAGGACCUGCAAAUCGAGGUGCAGGAAGAGCUGAAGAGAGACCUGAAAAUUAAGAAAGAAAAAGACCUGGUGCAGGUGGCGCAGGCCACGGCAGCAGCUGCACCCUCCCCCCCAGUGAUGGCAGCUCCUCCAGCUCCUCCACCCUCACCUCCCCCUCCGCCCGCCGCGCAGCACGCAGGCCUCCUGUCCACUCCCACCGUGCCCGUGGCUUCCCAGAAGAGGAAGCGGGAAGAGGAGAAAGACUCAAGCUCAAAGUCCAAGAAGAAGAAAAUGAUCACUACUACCUCAAAAGAAACUAAGAAGGAUACAAAGCUUUAUUGUAUCUGUAAAACGCCUUAUGAUGAAUCUAAGUUCUAUAUUGGCUGUGAUCUUUGUACUAACUGGUAUCAUGGAGAAUGUGUUGGCAUCACAGAAAAGGAGGCUAAGAAAAUGGAUGUGUACAUCUGUAAUGAUUGUAAACGGGCACAAGAGGGCAGCAGUGAGGAAUUGUACUGUAUCUGCAGAACACCUUAUGAUGAGUCACAAUUUUAUAUUGGCUGUGAUCGGUGUCAGAAUUGGUACCAUGGGCGCUGUGUUGGCAUCUUGCAAAGUGAGGCAGAGCUCAUUGAUGAGUAUGUCUGUCCACAGUGCCAGUCGACAGAGGAUGCCAUGACAGUGCUCACACCACUAACAGAGAAGGAUUAUGAGGGGUUGAAGAGGGUGCUGCGUUCCUUGCAGGCACAUAAGAUGGCCUGGCCUUUCCUUGAACCAGUAGACCCUAAUGAUGCACCAGAUUAUUAUGGUGUUAUUAAGGAACCCAUGGACCUCGCCACCAUGGAAGAAAGAGUACAAAGACGAUACUAUGAAAAGCUGACGGAAUUUGUGGCAGAUAUGACCAAAAUAUUUGAUAACUGUCGUUACUACAAUCCAAGUGACUCCCCUUUUUACCAGUGUGCAGAAGUUCUUGAGUCAUUCUUUGUACAGAAGUUGAAAGGAUUCAAGGCUAGCAGAUUGUGAUAUCUUUAGUCUGAAUUUUUAACUGGAAUCAGAACUGGAUGUUGGGGUCACUCUUUGUUUUAUUGUACCACGUGAUUACCUAAUUCAAAAUUGCCCCCAAAAAGUUCAGAUUAGUUAAUAUAAUUUUUUAAUGUCAAAGAAAGAUGUAUAGUAGUAAACAAUUUAUUCUAGCAGCCAUGUUGAACAAUGUAUUUAAAAAUUGUAAACUCUUGGAAUACUGUAUUUAUCUGCUAUUGCAAUAUAAAGUAUUUUGACUUAGUCCUGGUAACUGUAAAGUAAUUUGGUUUACUAACGAAAAGUUGUGAAUAAAACUGUGAAACUAGAAGGGAGACUUUCUGGACUUUAAUAGAAAAAUGUGAUUUUAAUAUUGCUACUUUUCUUCUUUUAACAUAAUUUUUUUCCCUUCAUAUUUCCCAAAUCAAUGUAAAUAAACACACACACACACACACACAUACACACACCUUUUACCACAAUGGUAAUGCUUCUGUAAAUGUCUCUAUUUGUCCUGUUGGCUGAAAAUGUUGUAAUCUUUAUUAGACAAAUAUAUCUAUUUUUUUAAAUAUUGGCUUUUUCCAGUGAGCUAUCAUGUUUAGUGUACAGUGAAACGUUUUAAUAUUAUAGGUUAAAAAUUUCUUAAUUGUUUUUUAUAUUUGCUUGCCAAGGGUGAGUGAAAGAACAUGGCUGCUUCUCCCAGACUGACUGGCCUUGGCAUCCGCAUAAAGCAUCAUUGUUUUCAAAAAUGAAGGGUGCUUAAUUGUUCCCUUUUUUCUAUAUUCUGUAGGUCUCAUAACAACAAACUGCAGUCUACAGCUUCUUAAAGUUCAGCGUGUUACCCUAACAUAAAACACAGCAAGAAUCUGGUUAUCUGAACUAUUUUAAAUUAAGGAGCCAGAUGUUUUUAGUCAGGCUAUCCUGACAAGACCUAAACUUCGUUUUUAUUGGUCAUAACAGUCCAAUUAUAUUCUUGGCCAAUUUUGUCCAACGGACAAGAGAAAAGCAAAGUCAACGACACCAUUAUCUUGUCAAGAUCAAAUGGUUUUACUAUUGUGGCAGAAGCGGGAAAACUUUGUUUAUUGAAAAAAAAAAAAGAAAAAGAAAGCAAGAAAAAAAGAUACUAUGGGGUCAAGUUUAACUCCAUGGAAAUGCCACGUCUGCUCUUCAGUGAAGAAGCUGGUUUAGAGUCUCACAGAAAACUUUUGACUGUAUUUAUUUAUUGUUGCAAAAAAGACGCUUUUUUAUUGCUGCCCUCAUUUGUCAGCUAAUUAUUUUUUCUUAUAAAAUCCAGCCCCGGUUACACGUAAUCCAUCCUGUAUCUUAUCAUGAUUCCUGUAGGUAAAAGUACAAGACAACCUCUAGAUGUCUUUUCUUUCUAUGAAAGGAGCUGCUAUGUACACAUGUGCACACACACACAACUGGGAAUCAAAAUGAGUUUAUUGUUCAUGGUAGAUAAAAAUUAAGCUUGCAUAAAGGUUGGGCUAAGUGGUCCUGGACUACAGACUCUGUUGCCUUGAAUAUAACAAGUACAAUUUGUCAAUUACUCUGCACCAGGCUAAAAUGAGUAAAAUCUAUUUGAAGGUAUCUUGUUUGUAAACAUUUGUCAGAUUCUAAUUUUUCCUUUUUGUAUUAAAAUUCAACUAUGGAUGUAUAUGAAACAAAAUAAAUGGAGAUAAUUUUUCUCCCACAGACGGAGGUGUCUUUGAAUGUGCGCUAAUGAUUAUCUAUAAGCUUUGUGGGGAGGGAGGGCUGCAGGGCUGCAAGGUGAUGAAAGGCAGAGGAAUUUAAUCCUACCUGGGUUUCUCCAGGACAGCAGUGUCCCUUCAUUUUAUAAUUCCCAGUCCAUUGUCAUCACAUCAGAGAAAAACUUUCAGGGGUGCUAAUCCUGUUGCAUCAAUUGAUCGUACUAAUGAAAAAGAUAAUGUGACAGAACACAUUGCCUUCAUCUGUACAUUCUUUGGUACCAGGCAAAUCACCAGUUACAGAGGGCAACUAAUAUUUUAUGAAGGGCAUUUUUCAGAUGACCUCAUCCUGUUUGUAUUUUUUGUUUGUUGGUUGAGUUGGUUUGUUUGUUUGUUUUGUCCACAUGAGGAAAAGUAGUUUAAGCAGUAAGAAGAAAAUGGAAACAACUGAGGAAAGUGUAUUUUGCAUGUUUUUCCUUUCAAUGUUCUUACUCAUUGUAUUACUACUGCAUUGUAAUAAUAGCUUCUAUAAAAUCUGCCAUAGUGGAUUACGCAGCUUUGCAAAAAUUUUACUAGAUUUUGCACUAAUUCAUAUUAGCUUUGUCCUACCCAGUUCUGGAAUUUAAUUAUUGUUUUUUAAAGUUUUCUUCUGUUUAAUGUCACCCUGCUAUGCAAAACCUUUCCCAGACCUUAGUUUCUUAAAAGAAAGACGUUGCUACAGUUCCUGAUUCUUUCUUAUUACAGGCUCAGGUGUACAGGUUAUUCUGGGUUAAUUUUAUCUAAUGAAGCCCAUUCCUUUUUGUACAUAAAGAUGUCAGUUAAACCUAUGCUUACAAACUAAAGAGACUAAUUACUCAGUAUGAAAACAUGGAAACAAAGUUUUUGCUUAAAAUAUUAAGAUGGAAGUAGUUAAAUAUAGGUUAUUUUGUCCUUUUUAAAAAAUGUUACAUAUUGUAUGCACUGUGCUGAUGCAAGAAUUCUACAUUUUAAUGAAUUAUAAAGUUAUUCUGCAUCUCAUCAUGUCACAGUAUUUCUGUACUAUUUAUUCAUAUAUAUAUAAAUAUAUAUGGGCUUAAUCAUUUAAAACUUGUUGCGGCAAGAACUUUCCUACCUGUAGGCAAUAGAUUGCUAUGUUUUUAACAAAUUGUGGCAAAUUCUAAACAGCAAUUCUUUUGUACUUAAUAGGACAUUUCAUCCUAGAAAAUAAAGUAAUGUUUUUGACAUUG